AUGCUUACUGCAGUUCCACAUAAACCACAAAAAGCUCCUGCCAAAGAGUUUACCCCUGAUAAUACCGCUGACACUGAUCAAUUAAGUCAGGAGGCUUCUGUCUAUUCUUCACCAGAACCAGUCAAUUCCUUUUCCUAUCCACAAAAUCAACUUCCAACAAUACCUCCUCCUGCAUAUCGACAAGUAAAAAAACGACGACGACUUACGGAGGAAGAAACAACCAUACUUAAUGCUGUGUUUGAAGAAAACUCAAAACCAACCCAAAAUGUACGGGUCGAUUUAGCAAAACAGCUCAAUAUGUCAUCAAGAGCAAUCCAAAAACGUAUCGAUAGACCAGGCGAGAAACAAUUUAAAAAUCAAGCCCUGAAUAAUCCAUCCGAGAGCCCGAGGGGUUUGAUUACUAAUAGACCCAAUGAAAUGUCCUUUGAAACAGCUUCAUGCCCGCCCACUUCUGAUGAAAAUACCGACGCGUUAGUCUGUCCAGCUACACCACAGGAUAUGAUGGUCAAUCAUGAUAAUUUUAGAGGAUUUACAUCGAACGAUACAGCCGAUACGUCGUUGUUAAUGUCCAAAUCCAUCAGUGAGGGGCAUAAAAAUGCUAGUCAAAUUGAAAAUGUCAACAAAGUCUGUAAGCAACGUUCACCUAACAAAAGAAAGGCGACAUGUGAAAAGUUAUUGAAGUGGAGUGAGCCGAGCAGUUACGUCAAACAUGAGAACUGCGUUCCAUCUCAAAUUUCCCUGAAUCAAUCUUUAAAAUAUCCUCAGAACUUGAUAUAUUUUUCCGAAUAUCCCCAAAUCCAACCUCUUCCAGAAAAUUAUGCCGUCGAACCCACAUACAUGCCCCCACUAUCACUAUCAUACCCGUUGUUACCGGAAAUGCCUUCUUCCAUUUCCACGUCGAUCGCACCCGUACCAUUACCCAUCAAUACUGCUUCUAUUUCUCAGAGUCUUUCGCCAUCGAUACCAACAUGUACACAUCCAAACACACACAUGUAUGCUGUCACUCCCUUAUCAUCUUGUUUGCCGUGCCAUUCCUUCUUUCCUUCACCUUAUCCGCCACCUCAGGUAUCAUCUUCUCAAGCAGUAUCUUCGUAUUGGAUUGCCGAGGACUCGAAUGCGGCAGACAUUGACUACGGUAUGGCAGGGAUCCCUCCUGGAUAUAACAACAAUAUUAAUGAAAUGUAUUAUCAGCCUUAUCAGCAUGGAAUGGAUGUCAUUGACGGUUAUGCCGCUUACGAUAGACACGAUGUAUAUAGUAGAUACAAUCAAUGCGGCGAAUAUAGUGUAAACCAAGUCAAUUUCUUUCCGCGACCUGUAUGUGCUAUCACGCCGUUUGCCGGUGCCGUAUUGGGAAUUGAUGAAAGGCAUACGUACCAAGUCGAGUGUGGAUUAGGCUAUGGACGUAUAAAUGAUGAGAUAAUUGCAAACGAAUGUGGGGUUCAGUAUGAAUAUAGAGAAUACUAUCAGGGUUAUUAA
Paraglomus occultum is the source of this 1476-nucleotide messenger RNA. NCBI's taxonomy places the organism in Eukaryota, Fungi, Glomeromycota, Glomeromycetes, Paraglomerales, Paraglomeraceae. The record is from the annotation of a GenBank genome assembly.